Cucurbita pepo subsp. pepo (vegetable marrow) is the source of this 2587-nucleotide messenger RNA. RefSeq names its product U-box domain-containing protein 52. The record is from RefSeq and is a predicted model, not a curated record. NCBI's taxonomy places the organism in Eukaryota, Viridiplantae, Streptophyta, Magnoliopsida, Cucurbitales, Cucurbitaceae. Gene Ontology annotation, molecular function: protein kinase activity; ATP binding. Gene Ontology annotation, biological process: protein phosphorylation.
UUGCCAUUUUUGUCUGUGUAGGUUAAGCUGAGAAAUGUGGACUCAGAAAUAUGCAAAGGAAAGGAAAGAGGUGGUGGUCGCCAGCAACCAAUUGGUCGGAAUCGCCAUUGACAAGGAUAAAGGAAGCCAAAAUGCUCUCAAAUGGGCUACUGAGAAUCUCCUUCAAAAGGGCCAAACCGCCAUUCUUAUCCAUGUCAAGCUCAGAUCUUCGUCCCAUUCAGGUUCUUCUUAUGCUUCCUCUGAUUUGAUGUCCAACAAUGGCAGUGGCAAUGUUUUAGUAAGCAACGAAAUCGACCCGAGCACGAGGGAUUUGUUCCUUCCUUUUCGAUGCUUCUGCACCCGGAAAGAUAUAUUCUGCAAAGACAUUGUUAUUGAAGAUGUAGAUGUUGCAAAAGCAUUGAUUGAAUAUGUCACUCAAGCUGGAAUCGACACUUUGAUCGUCGGUACCACGACUAAAAGUGGCUUCUUGAGAUUCAAAACGACAGAUAUUCCAGGCACAAUUCUCAAAGGAGCACCAGAUUUCUGCAAUGUUUAUGUCAUAUCAAGAGGGAAGAUCCAAACUAUGCGAUCGGCCUCACGUCCCGCUCCAACUUCUUCGCCUCUACGAAACUUUUUGCUAAACCAAUCCGGUAUCAAAUCGCAAUCAUCGGACUCGCAAAAGCCUCAGAUUCAAAUAGGACCGGAAAAGCCUCCCAUCGAACCAGCACGAAGAUCACACGAAAACAUCGAGUUCAGGUCUCCAUUCACUAGGAAAGGUUACAAUGGCAAAAUGCCAGGGGAAAUGAGUGUGCCGGAUACUGAUAUUUCUUUUGUUGGCUCGGGAAGGCCGAGCGUCGACAAAUUGUUCCCGACAUACUAUGAUGCCGUGGAUCCAGGACGAAUGCCCCCACGACUGUCGAAUGGCACCGAUGGUGAUAUAUAUCAUAGCUUUGAAUCGCAGCCGUUCGGACGCAAAUCAUUGGAUGUAAACUUACAAGAAUUUUCAUCGAUCUUCUCGGAAGGCGAAAGAUUAUCGACUUCGUCACAGAGUAUGGAAGAAGUAGAGGCUGAGAUGAGGAGGCUGAAGCUGGAACUAAAGCAAACUAUGGAAAUGUAUAGCACAGCCUGCAAGGAAGCACUUACAGCUAAGCAAAAGGCGAUAGAGCUUCAACGAUGGAAAUCGGAGGAAGAACGGAGAAUCGAGGAGGCUAGACUUGCUGAGGAAGCUGCAUUAGCGAUGGUCGAGCAGGAAAAGGCGAAGUCUCGAGCGGCUAUGGAGGCUGCUGAAGCAUCUAAACGGAUCGCGGAGUUGGAAGCACAAAAGAGAAUUAACGCGGAAAUUAAAGCAUUCAAGGAAGCAGAAGAGAAAAAGAAGGCAUUGGAUGCAUUGGCAAACAACGACGUUAGGUAUCGGAGGUACACGAUCGAGGAGAUCGAAGCUGCUACCGAGUUCUUCUCGGAAUCUUUGAAGAUUGGAGAGGGAGGCUAUGGACCUGUUUACAAGGGUUAUUUGGAUCACACACCUGUUGCCAUUAAGGUCUUACGUCCAGAUGCAGCUCAAGGAAGGUCACAGUUCCAACAAGAGGUCGAAGUACUAAGCUGCAUCCGACAUCCGAACAUGGUUCUUCUCCUCGGAGCAUGCCCCGAGUACGGCUGCUUGGUCUACGAGUUCAUGGCAAAUGGUAGCUUGGACGAUUGCCUCUUUCGUCGUAAAGAAAAGUCGAAACCUCUUUCUUGGCAACUUAGAUUCAAAAUUGCAGCUGAAAUCGGCACGAGCUUGUUGUUCCUCCACCAGACUAAGCCCGAGCCACUCGUGCACCGUGACUUGAAGCCAGCCAACAUCUUGCUCGAUUUUAACUACGUUAGCAAGAUUAGCGACGUUGGUUUGGCUAGGCUUGUUCCCCCAUCGGUAGCAGAUAGUGUGACACAAUAUAGAAUGACGUCAACUGCUGGCACGUUCUGCUAUAUCGAUCCCGAGUAUCAACAAACCGGUAUGCUCGGUGUAAAGUCCGACAUAUAUUCUUUAGGAAUCAUGUUUCUUCAGCUGAUUACAGCAAAACCACCCAUGGGAUUGACUCACCAUGUCGGAAGAGCCAUUGAGAAAGGGAAUUUGUCUGAACUUCUUGAUCCAUCUGUUCUUGAUUGGCCAGCUGAAGAAACCUUAUGCUUUGCAGAGUUGGCUUUAAAAUGUGCCGAGUUGAGAAGGAAAGAUCGACCCGAUCUUAGUAAGACCGUUCUUCCCGAGCUCAUCAGAUUACGAUCGGUAGCCGAAGCGAGCUUGUAUUCGUCGGACAAGGAUGGCGUUUAGCAGUCCUGUAUUGAAUGCUUGUCGGAAUUCUACCAGAAGAGUGAACCAAAGCAGUUCAUGAUCUAGCAUAACGCUAUAAAUUCGGUUCUUGAUCAUAACUUCUCGUGGAUCGUCAUCUCAAUCUUGCAAUAGCUCAGGCGUCUUACCGUGCUCGUCGUCGUUGUAAGAUGUUGAUUUCCAAAGAAUGAUGUCUGAAUAUAUCUCCAUUGGGCCAGAAAAGAGAUAAAUUUUGUAGAUAAUUUAGUGUUCAUAUGUAGCAUAUUUAUGUCUAAAGCUGUAAGAAAUUUGUCUAUUCCUAUA